UUCAACAUCCAACAAGAUCAUGUAUUGAUCAUCAUCAUCAUCAUCAUGUUUUGAUUUAAAAAAAAAAUUCACUUCGUCCAUAUAAAGCUUGAUCGUUUUUAAGUUUUUCGUGAUCUUUUGGAUUUCCUGUUUGUGUGUGUGUGUGUGUGUUCAUUUUUUUUUUACUGUUUGCCCGUGCAUUUUUUCCAUUUUUUUUUUUGUUCUUGGAUUAAUUAAUCGAAUAUGUUUUCGAUUGAUAAAUCAUUAAUUUUGUUCGGCGUGUUGACCGUCGGUCAAUUUGUACGUGCUCAAUAUGGUGGAGGUGGCGGUGGUUAUGGUGGUGAUUCUGGUGGUGGUGGUGGUGGUGGUGGUGGUGGUUAUAGUAGCGGAGGAAAUUAUGGUGGAGGUAUGGGAUAUGGUUCAUACAAACCAGAGCCGCCAAAACAAAUGCGACUCAAUUUGGGCAUUGCAGUUCCUCCAAUCAUUCUCAAGAUGCCACGUAUGGAAUUUCCACAAAUGUCCAUCCGAGCCAAUUUUAUGAAACAACCGUAUGCAAAACCAUUAGAAGUUAAUAUGCCUCCGCCACCACAAAUUCAAUUUGGUGAUGAUAAAACUUACGGUACCGGUGGAUAUAGUAAAAGCUCAGGAUCAAGUUACAGCGGCGGAAGUGCUCCAAUGACAUAUUCUGAACCAGCAGGAGGAUACAGCGGCGGAAGUGCUCCAAUGACAUAUUCUGAACCAUCAGGAGGAUACAGCGGUGGUGAUGCACCAGCUCAAAUGGGUGGAUAUAGUGGUGGAUCUCCUCCCGCCCCGCCACCAGCUCCAAUGGGUGGUUAUAACGGUGGACCACCACCAGCUCCUGCUCCAAUGGGUGGAUAUAAUGGUGGACCACCACCAGCUCCAAUGGGUGGAUAUAACGGUGGACCACCACCAGCUUCUGCUCCAAUGGGUGGAUAUAAUGGUGGACCACCACCAGCUCCAAUGGGUGGAUAUAACGGUGGACCACCACCAGCUCCAAUGGGCGGAUAUAGCGGUGGACCACCACCAGCUCCAAUGGGAGGAUAUAGCGGUGGAUCUCCUCCAGCCCAAGCCCCUGCACCAGCUCCCAUGUACGGCGGAAAUCCAAUGAGCUAUGGUGGCCUGUCGCCUUAUGGUCCAAUGUAUGGAACAAUGUCAAAUGUUGGAAUUGAGAAAACGAUUACUGUAGGCACUGAUCCCAGUCUAGGAAACCAAUAUGGAGCUCAAUAUGGAGCUAGUCACACUUCCCGCUAUACUCUUCCAGUGCUCGAAGCGAAAGGUUCGGGAGCGAAUGCGAUGCCAAGCAUGACCAUGGCUACAGCAUCAUCAAACACACCACCAAUGAUGCCAAUGUUGCCACCAAUGCCUAUGCCCGUACCGAUGGUUCCACCACACAUGAUUGUACCACCACCACCAAUGGCAAUGUUUAUGCCACCACCAUUUCCGUUGCAAAAUGGUCAGCCAUUUCCAUUCAGUCCAUACAUGCCACCGAUGAAUCAACAACAACAACAACAACAACAGUCCAAAAAUUAGACAUGGA
This is a messenger RNA of Dermatophagoides farinae (American house dust mite), 1537 nucleotides long. RefSeq lists its product as uncharacterized. NCBI's taxonomy places the organism in Eukaryota, Metazoa, Arthropoda, Arachnida, Sarcoptiformes, Pyroglyphidae. The record is from RefSeq and is a predicted model, not a curated record.